Molecule: messenger RNA, 1583 nt
Organism: Cryptotermes secundus
Lineage: Eukaryota; Metazoa; Arthropoda; Insecta; Blattodea; Kalotermitidae
Product: zinc finger protein 239
Exons: 5
Coding region: 262-1572 (436 amino acids)
Biological process (GO): regulation of transcription by RNA polymerase II
Cellular component (GO): nucleus
Molecular function (GO): RNA polymerase II cis-regulatory region sequence-specific DNA binding; DNA-binding transcription activator activity, RNA polymerase II-specific
Source: RefSeq, a predicted model, not a curated record
GCCAUGCUCGCUAACCUCUCGUUAAUCCGUGCUCGCUACUUCACUUUCUGCGAUAUGAGAUGUGUUCUGUGUUGGAAGAAAGUGGGUUUAAAAAGUGAUGAUUAUGAAUACAUGAUGGCAGGACAAUGACUUUGAUGAGAAACCUAAUGAGAGAGAGAUGAUAUUAAAAGACUGGAUAUUGAUGUACUAGAAGAGCACUUAUGAAGAGGAAUGCAGGAGACAUGACAGAACUAGGUGCUUUCCAGACAUCUUUAUAAACAUAUGUUCAUCAUGAAUGUGAUCAAAGUGGAGCCCGAUUUAGGUUCUGGCAGGGGUUCAUUGUUCCUGCACAGGGAUAUCCAGCUUACUGCUACACAGCAGGCAGACAUAGCUUUGGUUGAAGUCAUUGCUCCCCAACAAAAGGGCAUACAAAAAACAGAGAAUAAACUGGAUGCUGUACCAGUUUCAGCCACACUGUCAGUUAAAAGUGAAGGGAAGGAAGAGUUGCAGAAUGUCACAUCAAUCAGGGAAGAGUCCAGUGAUAAAGGAUCUUCAGAAGAUUAUGGAGUAUAUCCAGGAAGUGUGGAGGUGUUAAUAAGCCAACAAGAAAUGUCUGACAGUGAUUGCAGUCCAGCACUUCUAAGUGUAUUCCCUGAGAUUCCCAAGAGAAACACUGAUGCCUCCAGUUCAAAUGGUAGUGUAAAUGUGUCAAGAGAAUGUCAUAAUGCAACAAAGAAAUCUCAGCUGAAGCACUAUAGGUGUGCGGAAUGCAAUAAGGAGUUUUCAAAGCUAGGUAACCUUAAGUUGCAUAUAGGUAAACACACUGGUGAGCACCCAUACAAAUGCAAAAUAUGCAGUAAAACAUUCAUUAUUAUCGGAAGUUUAGUGAGGCACAAAUGUAUCGAUGCAGGAGACAAGUGUUAUAGUUGUCAGCUAUGUGAUGGAAUUUUUUCAGAUAUGGAAAGUCUAGCUCAUCAUAGUCGCUCUCAUUUAGUAGACAAGCCAUACAAUUGUGGAAUGUGUGAUAAAACUUUUGCAGAUAGUGGUAACCUUGCAAAACAUAAACGGACCCAUACUGGUGAAAAGCCCUAUAGUUGUGAUAUAUGUGACAAAGCAUUCUCUAGGAGUGAAAAUCUAACAAGGCAUAGGCGAAUCCAUUCUGGAGAAAAGUGUUUCACGUGUGAAAUUUGUGAAAAAUCAUUUUCACGUAGUGAGAAUCUUGCAAAGCACACACGCACCCAUACAGUGGAAAAAUCUUAUAGUGGUGAAAAUGAUAUGCAUUUCUUGCACAGGGAAAGUCUUGAGGUACUAGAUAAAAGUAAUGUGUCGGCUAAGCGUUACAAGUGUGGUAUAUGCAAUAAACGUUUUUCAGAUAGUGGAAAUCGGGCGAAACAUAUUAGGACACACACAGGGGAAAAACCUUACAGUUGUAUAGUAUGCAAUAAACAUUUCUCACGUAGUGAAAAUCUCUUACGACACAGCCGAAUCCACACAGGUGAAAAAUCUUACAGUUGUGAAAUGUGCAAGAAAAGUUUCUCACGUAAAGAAAAUCUUGAUAAACAUAGGCGUAGCCACACAGAGCAGACAUCUUAGAACUGUGAAAU